CGGUCCCUUGUGCUCUUGCAGGUGGUGGCGGUCGUAGCCUUCAUCUGCUUCGUUGCCUCCCGCUCCCACGAAGCCUACACGGCACUGGCGGUGAUGGAAGCUCUCGUCACGCUGCUGUUCUUCCUGCUGUACCUGCUGAAGCUGGACGUGAAGCUCACCUGGCUCUUCUGGCCUCUGGCCGAUAUUUUCAACUCGGUGGUUGCAGCUCUGUUCCUGCUGAUUGUGAGCUUGUUUGCAGUGAUCAUCAAAACCAACCACGGGACGCUGGCCGGAGGAGUGCUUGGUCUUGUGUUGCUUGUUCUCUGUGUUGUUGAUGCCGUUGUUCUUUUCAUGAAGAUUAGCAUCAGUAGACCAAGGGAAAGGAAUACUCCUGCAAAAUAGGAUUUCCAUUGUAGCGAAAGGAGAGUUCCUUGAUUGAUUUACUGCUCACUUGUUAAAGAAUACAAAUUUUCAUAUGUUCACCUUUCAGCUCCUGUGUGUUUUUCAAAUAUAAUUCCUAAGCAUUCUCACAUUUAUAGAUGCAGUUUCACUGUUACAAUCUCACCAUUUUAAACUUCAGAAAAUUGUCCCGUGUGUCAGAAAACUGAUUUCACAAUUGUCUUUAAUAAAGAAGUCCAUUAUUUAACGUU
Meleagris gallopavo (turkey) is the source of this 629-nucleotide messenger RNA. NCBI's taxonomy places the organism in Eukaryota, Metazoa, Chordata, Aves, Galliformes, Phasianidae. The record is from RefSeq and is a predicted model, not a curated record.